Plutella xylostella (diamondback moth) is the source of this 543-nucleotide messenger RNA. RefSeq names its product NADH dehydrogenase (ubiquinone) B18 subunit (gene ND-B18). The record is from RefSeq and is a predicted model, not a curated record. NCBI's taxonomy places the organism in Eukaryota, Metazoa, Arthropoda, Insecta, Lepidoptera, Plutellidae. Gene Ontology annotation, cellular component: respiratory chain complex I; mitochondrion.
CAACUAGAACUGAACUAAACGCAAAGGUAGAAAUCAAAACAUUUUCUGUCUUCUUCCCCUCAGUUUUCUCAAAUUGUGACCUAAAAAAUCGUGAAUUGGUUUAGAUAUUAAACAAUUCAUCAUGGGUCAAAUGCUGGGAAGCUUUAAUGCCCGUGAUGUGGGUCUUUCCAUGGACGAUGAGCCCACAUUUGAUCCAAACGCUGGAUUUGGCUAUGAGCGUACGCCCAGAGUUAUGGUUGCCAAGGAAGAAGAUCUAAUAUCUUGCCGCAUCCCUCCUGAAGACCGUGAUUAUUGUGCUCACAUUUUGAUGGAAUACCAACAAUGCCGCUAUAAGAAUAUGCCAAUGAUUUACAAAUGUGCCCAUGAGAAGCAUGCCCUCCUAUCCUGUGAACAUCAAGAUUAUGUCCUUCGUAUGAAAGAAUUUGAACGUGAACGUCGCCUGAGAGUUCGUGAGCAACGCUUGACUGCAGCGGCUUAAUAUGAUGUUUAUGUAGUAAUUUCUGUUUCAAAUAAUUAUUUAAAUGUAUAUAAAUAUUUAGAAAA